Gloeophyllum trabeum ATCC 11539 is the source of this 974-nucleotide messenger RNA. RefSeq lists its product as uncharacterized. The transcript has 2 exons. The record is from RefSeq and is a predicted model, not a curated record. NCBI's taxonomy places the organism in Eukaryota, Fungi, Basidiomycota, Agaricomycetes, Gloeophyllales, Gloeophyllaceae. Bases 1 to 780 code for a protein of 259 amino acids.
AUGGCCAACGUCGCAGACGUACGACUGGCGUGUUUACUAUCCAAUGUCGCACAAGAGGACAUAUUCUCGUUGCCGACCGACGAGAUCGUACGCAGGGCGCUGCAAAGGCUCGCUGAGCACACGCAGCUCAUUGUCUGGGGCUCCCUCUUGGAUCGGCGCAUGCGUCUCCCUCGGAUACAAAAGGCAGAACUUCACAUCGACAAGCUGGAGGCACUCUCAGCGAUGCUCACCCAAAUGACCCUCCCCGUCGCCACACUGCCCAACUCCGUCGUCAGCACUGAGGGCGACUUCCUGCGGCGGGGCCGACUUCACCGCGUCACACGGGCCACCGAUUGCUUCGGCAUGCAGUGCCUCCAUCUCAUGCCCGCCCCACUGCCAGGCUACACCGAGGACGAUCUCGAGCCGGCGCCUCUGGACGGUACAUCGCUGACGAUGUACGUCCCGCGCCCCUCCGCUGUUUACGCGGGGAUCCUACGCAUGAUGCUCAAGUAUCCGCGGUGGUGCGCGGAGCAGUACAAGCUGCAGGCCGACCUCGAGCUGCUCGUCUACUACAACAUGCUCGGGCCCGAGAAGAUGUCCGCGGGGUACGAGCUCGAGGAACGCGAGAUGGAUAGGCGGGGUAUGGAGGCGGCCGAGCCCGUCAGGGGCUGGGGGCGGGAGGGCCAGUGGAGGGAGGGCGAGGAGUGGAUGGAGGACGCGCUUGUCGGGAUUGUGACGGGCGAGAAGGAUAUAACCAGUCUCCCACAUCUUGGCACUAUGGCCCAUGGGAAGAUCGCAUGACCGCGCAGAUCCCGAGAGACAUUGUUAGCCUUGUGUCUGCUCUACUGCGACCUACGUUGAAUGGAGCCAGGUAUGUCCGGCUGAAGACGAUCACGAAGAACUCGACGGACUGGCAUAUGAAGGAUUGACCGUCCCGCCGGGCGUCCCGAUGUGGGGGACGAGUUGAGGUUGAGGGUUCAGGCGGUGGAUGCGAG